Messenger RNA from Heterobasidion irregulare TC 32-1, 677 nucleotides. RefSeq lists its product as uncharacterized. Gene Ontology annotation, biological process: cytoplasmic translation. Lineage: Eukaryota; Fungi; Basidiomycota; Agaricomycetes; Russulales; Bondarzewiaceae. The coding region runs from base 72 to 677 and encodes 201 amino acids. The transcript is spliced from 6 exons. Gene Ontology annotation, cellular component: cytosolic large ribosomal subunit; ribosome. The record is from RefSeq and is a predicted model, not a curated record. Gene Ontology annotation, molecular function: structural constituent of ribosome; RNA binding.
GAACUUGGAGGUGAGAGAUCGUAUACACACAUCACCCGCUGAAAGUUCAAGACCCUCAAGACGUCCACAAAAUGGGAGCAUAUAAGUACAUCGGCGAGUUGUACAAGAAGAAGCAGUCGGAUGUUCUCCGUUUCCUCCUCCGUGUUCGCUGCUGGGAGUACCGCCAACUCAACGUCAUUCACCGUGCUUCUCGCCCCUCUCGUCCGGACAAGGCCCGCCGGCUGGGCUACAAAGCCAAGCAGGGCUACGUGAUCUAUCGUGUACGCGUUCGCAGGGGUAACCGCAAAAAGCAUGUUCCCAAGGGUGCUACCUACGGCAAGCCCGUUCACCAGGGUGUGAACCACCUGAAAUUCCAGCGUGGUCUGAGGAGUACCGCCGAGGAGCGUGUUGGCAAGCGUUGUGCUAACUUGCGGGUUUUGAACUCGUACUGGAUCAACCAGGACGGUGUUUACAAGUACUACGAGGUCAUCCUCGUUGAUCCUAACCACAAGGCUAUUCGCCGCGAUCCUAAAAUCAACUGGAUCACCGCACCUGUCCACAAACGCCGCGAGGCCCGUGGCCUUACGAGCAUCGGCAAGCAAAACCGUGGUCUUGGCAAAGGACACCGGUACAACCACACGCCUCGUGUGGCUACCUGGAAAAAGCACAACACUCUCAGCCUUCGUCGCUACCGGUGA